Molecule: messenger RNA, 1579 nt
Organism: Ziziphus jujuba (common jujube)
Lineage: Eukaryota; Viridiplantae; Streptophyta; Magnoliopsida; Rosales; Rhamnaceae
Product: inositol-phosphate phosphatase
Exons: 12
Coding region: 464-1276 (270 amino acids)
Biological process (GO): phosphatidylinositol phosphate biosynthetic process; inositol metabolic process; signal transduction
Molecular function (GO): inositol monophosphate 1-phosphatase activity
Source: RefSeq, a predicted model, not a curated record
GAAUAGGAAAAAGGAUAAAAAAUUAAAAAAAAAAGUAGUUCAACUGGAUUAUAAUUUGUAUGUGUGAUUAGCAAUAAUCAAUUGCUUGCUCUCUCUGGUUCUCUGCAUUUAAAAGGUGGCAUAUUAUUUCGUAUUGUUCUUAAAAUUCCCACCAUCGUUAUGCUUUCUUUCGCGGCGUGGGAAGAACCUAGUCUAUUUGAAUAACUUCUUUAAGUAGGCGGACCGCACUUUUUUCAAACGACCAAUCAAAAACAAAUAAAGGAAGGAAGGGGGUAAAUAAGGGAGAGCCCACGGGUGUUAUGGUGUGGCACUGACCUGUAUGAAUAAAUAAAUAGGAACCAAGGGGCUUUCAUUUUUGUUCAUGUGUUCGUGCAAUCGUGCUCCGUGAGAAGAAGCUGUCUAUCUGCUUCAUCAUCUCCUUUCUCUCUCACUCUCUCUUUCUCAUCACUCAUUCAUAACAAAAAUGGCAGAAAUUGAUUCGGUAGACGAGUUCCUCGCCGUUGCAGUUGAUGCAGCCAAGAUAGCUGGAGAGGUAAUUCGUAAAGGGUUCUAUCAGACCAAACAUGUGGAGCAUAAAGGCCAGGUGGAUUUGGUCACAGAAACUGACAAGGCAUGUGAAGAUCUCAUAUUUAAUCAUCUUAAGAAACAUUUCCCCACGCACAAGUUCAUUGGAGAGGAAACUACUGCUGCUAAUGGUGUUACAGAGCUAACUGAUGAACCCACUUGGAUAGUUGAUCCUCUGGAUGGAACCACAAACUUUGUGCAUGGAUUUCCAUUUGUGUGCAUCUCCAUUGGUCUUACAAUUGGAAAGGUUCCCACAGUUGGUGUUGUUUACAAUCCAAUAAUUAAUGAGCUUUUCACUGGAGUCCAUGGAAAAGGUGCUUUUCUGAAUGGAAAUCCAAUAAAAGUGUCAUCUCAAGAUGAACUUGUAAAGUCUCUUCUUGCAACUGAGGCAGGAACAAAACGUGAUAAGUUGACAAUAGAUGCUACUACAAACAGAAUUAAUAGCUUACUUUAUAAGGUGAGAUCUCUUCGGAUGAGUGGCUCCUGUGCAUUGAAUCUCUGUGGAAUUGCAUGCGGGAGGCUUGAUCUGUUUUACGAACUUGGAUUUGGGGGUCCUUGGGAUGUGGCCGGUGGUGCUGUUAUUGUUAAAGAAGCUGGGGGACUUGUAUAUGAUCCAUCUGGUAAGGACUUUGACAUCACAUCUCAAAGAGUAGCAGCUUCAAACCCUCUGCUUAAGGAUGCAUUUAUCAAGGCAUUGCAGGAGUCGGAAUGAGACAGAUUCGACCAAUAUGUGAGAACUGGAAAGUAUAAUUUAUUUUAAUGUAUGUUCCAGUUUUAGGUACAUUGUUCAUGCCGAGAAGCAUCUAGCAGUUGGCUAGUCAUAUGCCAAAAGGUCUUUGCCGAAAAAAAAAAAAAAAAAAAAAAGAAAGAGUUGAUUUUUGUAAUGAUUCUUCCGAUUGCCAUGUGGCCUCAGGCAAUAUCAUAAUUAUUUAUAGAAUCUAUUCAGUUGACACAUGGUUAAUAAUUGAAAUUUGCAUUGCUCUAAAGUCUAAACAAUUGCUGUUUUUUUCCCAAA